This is a messenger RNA of Zea mays, 2141 nucleotides long. RefSeq lists its product as uncharacterized. Gene Ontology annotation, biological process: protein dephosphorylation. The transcript is spliced from 8 exons. The record is from RefSeq and is a predicted model, not a curated record. NCBI's taxonomy places the organism in Eukaryota, Viridiplantae, Streptophyta, Magnoliopsida, Poales, Poaceae. The coding region runs from base 287 to 1729 and encodes 480 amino acids. Gene Ontology annotation, molecular function: cation binding; protein serine/threonine phosphatase activity.
AGGGUGGGGGAGUUGUGGGCGGUUCUUCUUUCUCCUCGUCUCUCUUCACCCUCGCGUGGGUAGGAGCGCCAGCGGCUUCGUCCGAUCUCUCACCUCACUUCAGUCUUCAGCCACGCACACUCCCUCCUUCCCUCCCCGAUCACUACUCUCCCUCUCCAGUUCACACCCACCGCCCCACCUCUCCCACUCAAAUCCAGGGCCAUCGCAGAUCCACCGCCUCCCCGAUCCGGUCGCCUACCCAGCCGCCCGAUCGGAUCCUGCAGGGUUUGUGCCCGCCGUGAGUUAGAUGGUUUACGAUGGUGCCGUGAAGGACCAGGACCAGGAGAGCGCAGCGGCGAGCACUGCGUUGGCGGCAUCGGUGGUGGCGGCGUCUCCCGAGCAGGUGGUGGUGGGGAGCACGAGGGUCUCGGCGAGGCCGCCGCAAGACAAGCGCCUCGGCGUGCGCCACCCCUUGAAGCACCGCUGGUUCCGUGCCCGGGGUAAGGUGAUGGUGGAGCUCGGAGGGGUGCCGCCCGCUCACGCCGUGCCGGAAGGCGAGGAGGAGGAAGAGGAGGAGGAGGGAGUCAGCGAGAGCGAGGUGGAAGAGGAGUUAGUGGAGGUAGAGGUGGAGCAAGCCUCGUCAGCGGGGACGGGAAUGCGGGGCGUUGAAGUGGAGGUGUUAUCCGCGCCAGCAACAGGGGUGCAGGAGAUGGACGUGGAGGUCGGUGAAAUGGAGGUGUCGCCUGAGCCCGCGGUCGCUGUGGGGGGCACCGAGCUGGAGCCCCAGCCGGACGACGAGGACGAGGUCUCAUCCGUCACCUUGGCGCGAGGGGAGAGGAAGCAGGAGGCCGCUCCUGCUCCUGCUUCCUCUGCCGUGCUAGCUGUGGAGGCGCCCAGGGAGAAGGAUCAGGAUGGGGAGAGGGUGGAGAAGGAGAAGAGGGACAAGGAGAGGGAAAUGCAGAAGGAGCGGGAGAGGGUGGAUGAGGUCGGCUACAUGAGCGGAGGAUGGAAGAGUGUGGAUGGAACGCUGAAUUGUGGAUAUUCAAGUUUUAGAGGAAAAAGGGCAAGCAUGGAAGAUUUCUAUGAUAUAAAAUCAUCUAAAAUUGAUGAUAAACAAAUACAUCUCUUUGGAAUUUUUGAUGGUCAUGGCGGUUCACGUGCUGCUGAGUAUUUGAAGGAGCAUUUGUUUGAGAACCUCAUGAAACAUCCAGAGUUCAUGACAAACACAAAAUUAGCAAUAAAUGAAACAUAUAGGAAGACCGAUUCAGAGUUCUUGGAUGCUGAAAGGAAUUCUCAUAGAGAUGAUGGGUCAACAGCAUCAACAGCAGUGCUAGUUGGUGACCAUCUUUACGUGGCAAAUGUUGGAGACUCAAGGGCUGUUAUAUCAAAGGCUGGCAAAGCUAUUGCGCUCUCUGAAGAUCACAAGCCGAACAGAAGUGAUGAGAGGAAACGAAUCGAGAGUGCUGGUGGAAUAGUUAUGUGGGCUGGAACUUGGAGGGUAGGUGGUGUACUUGCAAUGUCUCGGGCAUUUGGCAACCGUCUCUUAAAACAAUUUGUUAUUGCAGACCCUGAGAUUCAGGACGCUGUUUCACUUGUGAAGAUGGAGGAGGAUCCUGAGGCAGCAGCCCGGAAGCUGACAGAGACUGCGUUCUCCCGUGGGAGCGGCGAUAACAUCACCUGCAUCGUUGUGAAGUUCGAGCAUGACAAGCCUGGUGGCGGCGGCUACUCGCCUCCAGGCGACAAGAGUUGAUUCCAUUUGCUGUUGGUUAUACGCUUUGCCGGUGUCCCUUUUACCCUGGGCCGGAUUUUGCUGGCCCCAUCCAUGGUGCCCCCCGCGGCUGGUACUUGAGGAAGGAGCUGGUUCAUGUUCGUCGCCUGUCUUGUCUAUAUUUAUGCCACUAAUUUUGGUCUCCGGUCAGUGGGGUUACCGGCGGGCAGUGCUUGCCCAUUUGCAUGUUUAUCGUGGGUUCAUCGUCCUAUACGGCAUUGUUGUAGACUUGUAGUUGCUGUUGCCUGUUGUAUCAAUGAGAGCUAAUUCUGUGAGGCGCAGGGGGAUGGGUGCACUUUGAGAUGUUCCCGGACCGAUCUCCUUGCAAACACCUCCGCUGCACUGUAUGUUUCUGUUAUAUACAGAUCAUUGUCCUUGCACGGCCGUCAGCCAA